This is a messenger RNA of Gasterosteus aculeatus aculeatus (three-spined stickleback), 3897 nucleotides long. RefSeq names its product zinc finger protein 296 (gene znf296). Gene Ontology annotation, cellular component: nucleus. Lineage: Eukaryota; Metazoa; Chordata; Actinopteri; Perciformes; Gasterosteidae. Gene Ontology annotation, molecular function: RNA polymerase II cis-regulatory region sequence-specific DNA binding; DNA-binding transcription factor activity. Gene Ontology annotation, biological process: positive regulation of transcription by RNA polymerase II. The record is from RefSeq and is a predicted model, not a curated record.
GGGGGUUGUGCGGAGGGGGGGGGGGGUGCGUGAACUUGAACGCUGCCUCCACAGCUCGCUGCGCGUCCAGGCAGCGGACAGUCGCUCCCAUCACGUUGCGUCCGCCACCCGCGUCUCUCCGCAACUUAUCGCAACGAGACGGAUUUCUUUUUUUUUAUUUGUUUGUUUGUUUUGUUUUUAAAAUAAGAGGGUUGUUUUGCUGUCCUCGCCGUCGUUGUUUGGGACCGAGAAGAAGGUGCUCGACGCGAUGUCCAGGCGCAAACUUGGAAGCAGACCGCAGCACCUGAGUGCAAUCCAAGAUGACACCGGCCCGGCGAAUGUCGCCACUUGCCCCGACGACCGGCCUCCGCCUGCUCCACAGGUCCACGCUCCCGGUGAGGGUCGUGACCUCUUGACCUGCGGCCAGUGCAGCCGGGCCUUCCCCCUCGCCCACAUCCUGGCGUUCAUCCAGCACAAGCAGGGCGCCUGCCGUUCCCAGGACCAAGCCUCAAACGCCAAUGCCACGCCCCCCUCGCCGGCCAACCGGGCCCAGCAGCACACCGACAAUGGCGAGCUUGGACCGGCCUUCAUCGAGCUGAGGAGAGGAGGAGGAGCCUGGGGGGAGGAGCCCGGCGCGAAGGCGGAGCACGGCGGAGCAGGAACCGAGGAACCUUCUUACUUCACCUGCCAGCAGUGUGAAGGCUUGUUUCCUUCUGCAUGGGCGCUCUUACAGCACGCUCAGCACAUCCACUCCUUCAGCAUCUACCAGGAGGAGGGGGAAGAAGACACGGACAUGAGAGGAGGAAGGAGAAGAAAAAGAAGAGAGGGAGGACUCAAAGCGCACAAGCCCGCUACGGCCACACUCGACCCGUGUCACCUGAGCCAAGCCCUCGCUUCUGCCUUCCAGCCCUCCACGCUGCGCCUCGGACGCUCCCGUCAGACGCACACCUCCUCCUCCGCCUCCGGCAACAUGCAGGCCCUGAACUUUUCCGUGCGGCUCAGGGAGCUCGCUGAGGGGAAUAACGACAACGCCGGCAGCUCCCCCGGAGGUCUGAUGCUUUCUCCGUCCUUUUCUCCACCGGCGGCGUCUCCCUUCCCUCAAACCCUCAAGUCUGACUUUUCCUGCGAGCUUUGUGACCAUAACUUCCUGUCCCAGCAUGCCCUGUCCACCCACCGCCGGACUCACUCCUGCAACCGGCCCUAUCACUGCGGAGUGUGCGGGCAGGCCUUCGCCCAGAGUGGCCAGCUGGCCCGGCACAUAAGGAGCCAUCACAGGGACGCCGCAGGCGGAGGCGUCGGCUACGAGUCGGUGGAUAUGGUCGUCAUGGAGGAGGAUGCAGGGAGGCACGGGAUGAGAGGCAGGUUUCAAAUGCAGGGCGCCGGUAUCGCCAUGGGAAAGGCAGCGGGCGGCGCAGAGACGAGGCCCCAGGGUCCCGCCGAGCUCGACCUGGCCGCGCCCAAACAACCGUCCAUAGCGUCAGGCCUGAUGCUGCUCACCUCGCAGGUGCGACCCGCGGACAGGGAGCUGCUGAGGCUGUACCAGUGCCAGAGAGGUGGGGAAGAGGAUGCGGAGGUGCGAGGGGAGCCUCGGCACACCUCCCCCUGCGCCAGCCCCUCCGAAGGCUCGCUGGAGAGCGGAGAGACCGGGGGCAGCGGGGAGAGCGGCAUCGCCAGCGGCAACUGCACGCCCAAGCGGCCCGAGAUGGGCGAGCGAGCGCGGGGCGUUGCAGAGUGGGAGAACGAAAGAGGGGAGAUCACGGAGAGGGAGACGGAGUGGAGCUCGGCCAAAGUCAGCGAGGUCGUGCAGGAGUGGCAGAGAGAGAACGAGCGGCGGAGCGUUGGAGGAGUCGUCAGCGGCGGAGGGGGAAACAACAACAACCCCGCCGUCGGUACUACCGCCGGCUCGGCCGGUAAGAAGAAAAAAGACGAGGCCUGCGAGUACUGCGGCAAGCAGUUCAGAAACAGCAGCAACCUGACCGUGCACCGCCGCAGCCACACGGGUGAGCGGCCGUACCGCUGCGGCCUCUGCAACUACGCCUGCGCUCAGAGCUCAAAGCUGACGCGCCACAUGAAGACCCACGGCGCGCGGGGAGCCAAGGCGUCCUUUUUGUGCCAGCUGUGCUCGGUGCCCUUCACGGUUUACGCCACUCUGGAAAAGCACCUGAAGAAAGUCCACGGGCUGAGCCACGCCAGCGUGGGGGCGUACGCACAGGCCAGCGCCGCCGACACUUUGGCUGCCAUCAAAGCUGAAGAAGAAGUGGUGGUGGUGAAAAUGGAGGAAGAGGAGGAGGAGGAGGAGAAUGAAGCCAGUUUGGAUCAGGUGGAAAUUGAGAGGAAAAUUCAGCGGGGUCUCGCGAGAGGCCUGGAGGUGGAGGAGGGGCAAGUAGAGUACGCGGAGAACGGCGCCGCCAUGGUGGCCGAUCUCCCACUUGAGAGCAAGGCGGAGGCGAAAGCUUUGACUUCUGCGCCGUGAGAGCCGAUCUCGUUCGCUUACUGACAUUAAAUAUGUUUUGUAUGUAUAGGAUUGAGGUGGCCCAUACAAGUAAAAAGAAGAGGUACCAUUAUUGAACAGACCGUCAAGUAAAACUGGAAUCUAGUUUAAAGAAAUGCAGCAGCAGCAGCAGCUUCGUCUCUGCCGGCGCCGAGGAACACAGACACCACGUUGUUCACCAAUGUGUGCGAAGCUGCUGGUGGAGACUUAAGUGCCUACAGUUCUUUAGACCACAGAGAGAAAAAACGAGGCCAUGACAUUCAGCAGGGAGAUUACCAGAGCUCGUGAACAGGAAGUGAACCGCCACAGUCCACGCAGACACAGGAAACCAAUCACCAUGUUGCAGUGCAGGAUGCAAAGUACAAGUGAUUUAUAUCUCUGGCGAGCGACUGGACAGGUGUCAAUUCUCAGACAAUAUAGUAAAGGGAUUCUAUUAGCCAUAGAACGAUGUUAAUGUAUAUUCAGCAUCAGUAGACGGAGAAAGGUCAUGUUGUGUUUUCUUGCUGUUGCUGGUUUUCCUUUGAGAAUACCUUUUAAAGACUAGAAAUGUUUGAAGAGCCACGAGGGUGAAAAUAAUCCAAACACUGUCCGCCUGCAGUUUGUCAGGCUCCUCUUUUUAAAGGCGCUUAGAUGUCACAACACUUGUCACUUAUGUAAUGUUUACAGGGCUCCAGGAGCCUGGCAAGGUUGUGCUCCCGACUCUUUGACGGUCUGUAAAAAUGAUUUUCUGUUUUCAUAAUUUUAUAAAUCUGAAUAAGGAGAAUCUAAAAUCUAGCUACUGGUGUAUUUUUGUUGUUGUUUUUUUGUUCUUUGUUUCUAUGCAUACCCCAUUCGACCUUUUCCUCUUGCAAUUUUACCUUCAUGUGAAACGGGUGUGUAUGAUUUUCUCUAUUUGUACAUAUUGUGAUGGUAAUUUCUCUUUCGUUGUUUACAUUUGUACAGUGCCGGACGGCUUGAAGCUCGUGCAUGUUUUGCAGCCAUUUGAAACUGUUUUUUUAGUUGCCUGUGUUUUGAAUGAUUCCUAAUUUAUGGAUGCUGCAUGUUGGGAAUCGUGUAACUGCUGAACCAUUGGGUGAAACCUGCGAAUUUAACAACUCUACAGGUCAAAGUUGUCAAGUAUAGUGCUGCCAAGAUUUUUGUGACUACUGUGAGGACUUUGUGUGAUCUACUAGGGAAACUGUGUGAUGAGUGAUUGUGAACGAGUGCAGUGUAACUGUUCAGGGAUAAGGUGUUGUACAUAAGUUGACAUACUUGCUGUUGCUAUGCUUAUUAUUGUUAUUAUUAAUACGAGCAGCCUCCACUUUCCCGAGCAACGUCUCCUGUCUGCUGAGCCGCGGCUUUUGUUAAGCUCUGCUGUCUUUGUAAACUUGACACCAUUUUGUAAUUCAUCUUCUCAAGAGGAGCCUCAAUAAAGAUUUGAGGUGAAA